This is a messenger RNA of Phalaenopsis equestris, 2261 nucleotides long. RefSeq names its product alpha-L-arabinofuranosidase 1-like. Bases 130 to 2127 code for a protein of 665 amino acids. The transcript is spliced from 18 exons. The record is from RefSeq and is a predicted model, not a curated record. Lineage: Eukaryota; Viridiplantae; Streptophyta; Magnoliopsida; Asparagales; Orchidaceae. Gene Ontology annotation, molecular function: alpha-L-arabinofuranosidase activity. Gene Ontology annotation, biological process: L-arabinose metabolic process.
AUUUUCGCACAUUUUCUGCUCCGACGAUACGUAAGUAAGAGGUCAACUGCGAGCAUUUUCGGCCCUGUCCCCGUUGCUGAAGCUGCACGAAAACCCUAUUUCUUGUCGUCUUCCCAAAGCUAAGGCAAAAUGGGAGUGGAAUGGGGAUAUUGUGGAAUUAUGCCUCUUUUCAUGGUUCUACUGUGCUGUUCACGUCUAUGUUCUGCGAUAGAGUUGCUGGCAAAUCAAACGGCCUCUUUAGCUGUCAAUGCUUCGCCAAAAUCUGCGCGGAAGAUGCCCGAUAAGUUGUUUGGAAUCUUUUUUGAGGAGAUCAACCAUGCUGGAGCUGGUGGAUUGUGGGCAGAGCUUGUAAGCAAUAGAGGAUUUGAAGCUGGUGGUUCUAACACUCCUUCAAACAUUGAUCCAUGGUCUACUAUUGGGGAUGAAUCAAAUAUUUUUUUGUCGACGGACCGAUCAUCAUGUUUUAUUCGAAAUAGAGUUGCUCUAAGGAUGGAAGUACGUUGUGACGAUAGGGGAACUAAUAGGUGCCCGGUGGGCGGUGUCGGGGUGUAUAAUCCUGGUUACUGGGGCAUGCAUAUUGAAGAUGGAAAAAAGUAUAAGGUGGUGAUAUAUGUUAAGUCAAAAGAUACUGCAAACAUUUUAGUUUCACUGAAAAGCUCAGACCGAUUAACUUAUCUUGCAGGAGAUACCAUCAGAACUGAUGCAUCUAAGACAUCAGAUUGGACUAAGGUGGAGCUCUUAUUGGAAUCUAAAGGAACAAAUACUAAUUCAAGGCUCGAAAUAACAACCACUAAGGAAGGUGUAUAUUGGCUCGAUCAAGUAUCAAUAAUGCCUGCGGACACCUACAAGGGACACGGGUUUAGGAAGGACCUCGGUUCUAUGCUAGAAAACAUGAAACCUCAGUUUCUUAGAUUUCCAGGUGGUUCUUUUGUUGAGGGAGAAAGGCUAAUAAAUGCAUUUCGAUGGAGAGAGACUGUUGGUCCAUGGGAAGAGAGGCCUGGUCACUUCAAUGAUGUGUGGAAGUACUGGACGGAUGAUGGAUUAGGAUAUUUUGAAUUUCUUCAACUUGCAGAGGAUAUAGGUGCAUCCCCAAUUUGGGUGAUCAAUAACGGGAUCAGCCAUAAUGAUCAAGUUGAUUCUUCAGACAUUCUACCUUUUGUCAAGGAUACCCUUGAUAGUAUUGAGUUUGCCAGGGGAAAUUCACGCUCAAAAUGGGGCUCUGUCAGAACAGCAAUGGGGCAUCCAGAUCCUUUUCAACUUAACCUAAUUGCAAUUGGGAACCAGGAUUGUUUCAAACAAAAUUAUCGAGGAAACUACCUGAAGUUCUAUUCCCUUAUAAAAGCUGCCUAUCCGGAUAUGAAAGUCAUCACAAACUGUGACGCUUCUUCUCAACAACUCGAUCAUCCUGCUGAUCUGUAUGAUAUUCAUGUUUAUACGUCGGCUUCAGACAUGUUUUCAAGGGUUCAUCAAUUUGAUCGGUUAAGCCGUACUGGUCCCAAGGCUUUUGUUAGCGAGUAUGCUGUGACUGGAAAAGAUGCGGGCAAAGGAAACCUCCGGGCAGCGUUAGCAGAAGCAGGUUUUCUUAUUGGGUUGGAAAAAAACAGCGACGCGGUUGAGUUGGCAAGUUGUGCGCCUCUUUUCGUAAAUGACAAUGACCGCAGAUUUAAUCCGGAUGCCAUAGUUUUCAACUCAUGGCAACAAUAUGGCACCCCUACCUACUGGAUGCAACAUUUCUUCAAAGAAUCAAGCGGCGCAAUCUUCCACCCCUCCAUUCUUCAAAGCACUUCAGCUUCUUCUUUGGCCGCUUCUGCCAUAACAUGGCUUAGUUCAGAAGACGGCCGGACUUACCUUAGAGUGAAGAUUGUCAAUUUUGGCAAUGAUUUUACAAAUAUUGAAAUUGUUUUGACUGGAUUACAAAAUGCCAUCAAUUCAUUUGGAUCAAAAAAAAUUCUGCUGACUUCACAGAAUUCUAUGGAUGAGAAUUCCUUUAAUGAACCAACAAAGGUUGUUCCAGUUUCUAGUAUGUUUCCCAGUGCUGGAACCAAGAUGGAUGUCAUCCUUCUCCCACACUCCCUAACUGCGCUUGAUUUAUUGCUUGAUUCCACUUCAUACAGGUCUGCAAUUUGAUUUAUUAAUUAUAAUGCUCAUGCAUUCUGAAAUUGCAGUGAAAUGUAAAUGUAAUUCAUGCAAAUUUGAGAUUUUAAUGAAUAAAAAUGGUGUAAUUAGGUUGAUUUGUGCAGUCCUUAUUGUUUUAUGCAUAU